This is a messenger RNA of Anopheles maculipalpis, 980 nucleotides long. RefSeq names its product 39S ribosomal protein L28, mitochondrial (gene mRpL28). Lineage: Eukaryota; Metazoa; Arthropoda; Insecta; Diptera; Culicidae. Gene Ontology annotation, cellular component: mitochondrial large ribosomal subunit. The record is from RefSeq and is a predicted model, not a curated record. Gene Ontology annotation, molecular function: structural constituent of ribosome. The coding region runs from base 106 to 972 and encodes 288 amino acids. The transcript is spliced from 3 exons.
AAAAAAGAGAAAAAAAGCCCAUCCUGCGCACAUAAUAACACAGCAAAUCUGGUCACACUUUUUGUUGAUAUUUUGCGUAAAAACUUUAUCGAAAUUGAUUAUUGAAUGGCUUCCGCGACACCACAGGGAGCAAACCUGCUCUACGGGUUGAGAAAAUCCACCCGCUUUACCAAAGGAUUCGGUGCGCUGCUGCCCCAAGCGUACCGGAAGUUUUGGAAUGAAUGGAAACAUCAACAGCCAGCGGCAGUGCAUUAUGUACCCAAGGAUGGAAUGUUCCAGCGGGAAGACAUUACCGGGCUUGUAACACCGAUCCAAAACGUUCCGCUUCCACUGAUCGAUCCACCGGAAGCGCACGAUGGCAUCUGGGGUGGUGAAGCGGUCAUCAAGGGUUUCCAAAAGCGCAACCAGUACAAACGACGCGUGCCACACUACUGGGUGCCUGUGUUGCGCCGAUCGGUCGUACAUAGUCGUGUGUUGAACGAGUACAUGGCCGUUACCGUAACUGAUCGGACGUUGGCACAGAUACACGAUCACCAUGGGUUCGAUCACUAUCUGCUCAAAACGCCAGCCUGUGACCUACGCUCCAUGUUGGCAAUUAAGUUGAAAAGGAAAAUUCUUGAAGAACUAGCCGCCGGUUGUCCAAGGCUAGCAGCGGAACCGACCAAACAGCAAGACUAUCUGAAAGAGUUUGCCUGCUACCUGGAGCAGUACACGCCGGAAGAGAUCGAAUGGUACGGGCUGACGUACCAGGAAGCAGUGACCAAAAUACGAAUCCAAACCGAAGACAAAGAUGCUGAGCUGCCGCAGAAAAUCCUUUUCCGUCAGAAACUGAUCGAACAGCUACGGGAAGCUGGUAUCCGGGAGGCAGGACAGGACGGGGAGAGUGGAGAUGUGGAAGAACUGAAGGGAAUCAAGGAUUCCACCUCAUCCUCGUGGCUGUCGAAGUUAAGCUUUAAGCCGAAAAAUUGGUAAACUGUGCG